Molecule: messenger RNA, 6115 nt
Organism: Dromiciops gliroides (monito del monte)
Lineage: Eukaryota; Metazoa; Chordata; Mammalia; Microbiotheria; Microbiotheriidae
Gene: WSCD2
Product: WSC domain containing 2
Exons: 11
Coding region: 1360-3060 (566 amino acids)
Source: RefSeq, a predicted model, not a curated record
ACACACACACACACACACACACACACACACACACACACACACACGGAUCUCCUCCGUGCGAUUGCAGCAAUCUUAGACCUGGAAGGAGCUCGGGGCACCGCGGAGAGCCCGGCUGGGCUCCGGCGCUGAGGGGGAGACACUGGCCAAGCUCCCUGCCACAGCUACUGGCAAGAGUUGGCAAGCUCCUGGCGACCCCACAGAGCCCAAACAGCUGAGAGUCUCCAAAGAUCCUGCUGGCUCCUUGCGUGUACACAACAUAGCUACUGGGGGAGAGGAAAGGGUGGAAGUUUGCCAGCAAUGAGAAGAUUCAAUCAAAGGGCUCAAGGACCUACCUAGCCCUGACAUCCUGUGUCCUGAGGGUCCUCCCAGACCUAAUAUUUGGUGUUCUAAGGGCCAACCCAGCUCUGCUAUCUUCCGUUCUAAGGUUCUUGCCAUCUCCUGCACUCUCUGUUCUAAGGUUCUUGCCAACUCUGAUGUUCUAUGAUUCCAUUCAGCAGCCACGGCUUAGGCAGGGGCACCUGGCCCCAGGACAGGAAUGCAUGGAUUUCCAUCGCUGGUGUACACCUUGGAGAGUACACUAAGACUUUACCCUCUGUGGAGAGAGUCAAAAGAACCAGGUCCCUGGAUGAAUACCCCUACAAUCUCCGGCUGAGAAACUGGGAGAAGAGACUUGAACCAGCAAUUAGCUUUCAAGCUGCCUUUCCCCACUUACAUCUUUUUUUUUUUUUUGGUGAAGCAAUUGUGACUUACCCAGGGUCACGCAGCUAGUGAUUGUUAAGUGUCUGAGGCUUGAUUUGAACUCAGGUCUUCCUGAAUUCAGGGCUGGUGCUCUAUCCACUGCACCACCUAGCUGCCCCCACUUACAUCUCUUAACAAGAUCCCUCCUUCUCUAGAACUUUCAGUGAGGAAGAAUCAUAUGUAGCGAAAGGGGGAUGACCAUGAUAUGUUCUGAGGACAGAAUCCUUCUUUCCUUAUCUCAGAACAUCCAGCAGAAGUCCAAGUGAAAUUCACCUCUGACCCACCUUUUCUAGUUUCUCCUUCCUUGAAGAUCCUGGGGAACCAUCUUCAGCCAGUGUUGGACAUGAGCUAACAGCCCUGCUGGACUGUUCUUUGUCAUUUCAACCUGAAAAUCUCCCUUGGAAAGAGGUUUUGAGCUUGAUUGUGUUAGCCCAGACUUGUGGAGACUACAGGAUAUCCCUAGUUCUGUCCAAGCGAUAUCAACCAGGACAUACCCGCCUUGAAUCUAGAACUGCCUGCUUUGUGUGAGAAUUCUGCUCUCCCAAUUCUCCACCCCAUGACUUCUUUCCUCUUUGAUCCCCAAAACUAGAUCCCAAAAGGUGAGUCCGGAAUGAACCUGCUAUGGCCAAACUCUGGGUCAAGUUCCAGCGGUAUUUUCGCAGGAAACCAGUCCGUUUCUUUACCUUGGUGGCUCUCUACCUGACGGCUGGCAGCCUGGUCUUCCUGCACUCUGGCUUUGUGGGUCAGCCCGCGGUGGCCGAGAAUGAGCCCAACCCAGUUGUCAGUGCCCCUGAGGGAGCCGAGCUGCCAUACCAAGACCUCCUGCACCCAGAGAGGGGCUUCCGGGAGACCCCCGAGUCGCCCAAUGCUGUCCGCAGGUAUGGCUCUUGGCUUAAGAGUACCUCGACAAAGGAUUCAACUGAGCGGGGUAAGCUGGGAGACUACGGUGGGACCUGGAGCCGGGCCCUCAAAGGGAGAGUCCUCAGGGAGAAAGAGGAAGAAAGAGCAAAAUACGUCGGCUGCUACUUGGACAACCCCAGCAGACGGGCCCUUCGAGGAUUAUCCUUCUUUGACUACAAGAAGAUGACAGUCUUCCGCUGCCAGGACAGCUGUGCUGAGCGGGGUUACCUGUAUGCUGGGCUAGAGUUCGGUGCCGAGUGCUUCUGUGGCCACAAGAUCCAGGGGGCAAAUGCAAGCCAGGCUGAAUGCAACAUGGAGUGCAAGGGUGAGAAGAACAACAUAUGUGGUGGUGUCAACCGACUGUCCAUCUAUCGGCUUGAGCUGGCCCAGGAAUCUGCCCGGAGAUAUGGCAGUGCCAUUUUCCGAGGCUGCUUUCACAGGCCUGACAACCUGUCCUUGGCUUUACCUGUGACAGCCAUGAUGUUGAACAUGUCCGUGGACAAAUGUGUAGACCUCUGCACAGAGAAAGAGUACCCCCUGGCAGCUCUGGGGGGGAAGGCCUGCCACUGUGGUUUCCCCAAUACUCGCUUCCACCUUCAUGAUCAGGAAGAUGAGCAGCUCUGUGCCCAGAAAUGUGGCGGUGAAGAAUAUGAGAGCUGUGGGACAGCCAAUUAUUUCAUCGUGUACCAGACACAAGUGCAAGACAAUCGCUGCAUGGACAGGCGGUUCCUCCCAGGACAGUCCAAAGAGCUCAUUGCCCUGGCUAGUUUCCCUGGGGCAGGCAACACAUGGGCCAGGCACCUCAUCGAGCUGGCCACUGGUUUCUACACGGGCAGCUACUAUUUUGAUGGCUCCCUCUACAACAAAGGGUUUAGGGGUGAGAGGGACCACUGGAGGAGUGGGAGGACCAUUUGCAUCAAAACCCAUGAGAGUGGCCAGAAGGAGAUCGAGGCCUUUGAUGCAGCCAUCCUGCUCAUCCGAAACCCUUACAAGGCUCUUAUGGCAGAGUUCAACCGCAAGUAUGGUGGCCAUAUUGGCUUUGCCUCACAGGCCCACUGGAAAGGCAAAGAGUGGCCAGAGUUUGUGAGAAAUUAUGCACCAUGGUGGGCCACGCACACUUUGGACUGGCUGAAGUAUGGCAAGAAGGUCUUGGUGGUACACUUUGAGGACCUCAAGCAAGACCUGUUCACCCAGCUGGAGAGGAUGGUCAGCCUCUUGGAUGUGGAUGUCUUGGAGGACAGGCUCCUGUGUGUGGAGGGCCAGAAGGAUGGAAACUUUAAGCGCUCAGGGUUGAGAAAGCUAGAGUAUGAUCCUUAUACCCCUGAGAUGCAGAACACCAUCAACUCCUACAUCAAGAUGGUGGACAGGGCCCUCAAACUGAGGAACCUCACCGGAGUCCCGGAUGACUACUACCCAAGAUGAUGAUGAGGCAUGUGGGGUGACCAGGAGAGCAAGGGGAGGGAGGGAGGAGGACCAGGGAUCUCAACAGAAUGGGCCACCUCCAUAAUUUCAGAGCUAGCUAGACAGUUGGGCUAAAUUUCAGUCUUGGCUUUUGGGACGACCCAUUUUGCUGCUAUUUCAUUCAGGAGUUCCCUGCAAAAAAACCACACAUCCCUAAGAGGUUGUCACACAUUUCCACCAAUCCAAUAGGUUGUUGAGGUGCAUGAAUAUUUUACACACACACACACACACACACACACACACACACACACACACACGUGCCCAUUUCUGUCUUCUUCCUCUUCAUCCUUUUCCUCCUCCUCUUUCUUCUCCUCCUCCUCCUCCUUCUCUUUCUCCUCCUCUUCCUUUUUUCUCUCUCUGUCUGUCUCUUCUUUCUUUCUCCAUCUGUCUCUCUCACUCUAUCUCUGUCUAUCCCUCUCCUUUCCUCUUUCUUCUUUUGUCCCUACCUAUCUCCCUCUUUUCCCACCUACUUUCUCUCCUCUUUCCCCCACUCCCAUAUGCCUCCCUGUCUUUUUUUUUCUUUCUCACCCUCCCUUCCUCUUCAUGACCAUUGGAAGUUAUGACAAUUCAAGACCUCUUCUAUCAAUCUUUACUCUUGCCCUUCAUGAUUGUUUCCACCACACCCCACACCCCCCAACUGCUACAGUUUCCACCUGGGAGUGAGAAGGCACUUCAUCCUCUUGGGGAUAGAAACAGGAAGAGAAGUGGUUAUCCUUGAGACCUGGCUACAGACGAAGGGGGAAAGGGCCGGUGGUGAUAAACAGAAGAAGUCUCAGAUCCUGCCCCACCCACCCAGGCUGUUCACCUGAUAUCCACCUGGCUCUUCCCUCAUGCCCAACCUGAGAAUCUGAAGGUAUGAGAUGGAUAGUGUUGGGCUUGGAAUCAUGAGAGACACAAGUUGGAAUGCACCUCUUACUACUUAUUAGCUGUAUGACCCUGAGCAAGUCACAACCUUUCUGAGCAUCAGUUUCCAAAUCUGUCAAAUGGGAAGAAUUAUACCUGCAACACCUACCUUCAAGGGAUUGUUAUGAGGAUCACCUGAGACCACAGAUAUAGAGUGUUUUAGAAACAUUAACGUUCAAAUCUAAAUGUCGGCUAUUAUUAUUGUCUCUAGGUCAAUACAGAAAGAGUGCUGGAUUUGGCAUCGGGAAGUCCUGGGUUCAAAUCCCACUUCUUACCUUUACUAGCUGGCUAAACCACUUAGCUUCUAUGACUUUGGUGGAAAGGCAUCCCACACAGGGAAGUUCUCAAGGCUAAUAACAUCCUAGAUCCCCUGGGUUUUUGUGAAUCUGGGCUUGUUCUUAAUAACACAUCUAUCUUUACUUGUCAGUUCCUAUUCCUAAAAUGUGGGUUGGGGAGUCUCAGAGCAAAUCCUUUUCCCUCUUAAGGUCCCCAGGCUUGCUGGAUGGGGUCUAGGGAAAGUCAGUGGGCAAGAGGACAGCAAGGAGGAGACCUCGGGUUCCUGUGGCCUUCAAGAGUCAAUGACAUGUGGGAUUUAAUUCUUUACCUUCUUCCCCAACACUGCACAGGCCUAGGGGAAAUGAUGACCACACUGUAGACCUAGAUGCCCACCAGAGAGUGAGAGGAAGGGCACACAUGAAUGGCCACAGGGAGAUCUCCAUGGGAGCCAACAGACAGAUAAACCCCCUUUAGGUCCCUGUCGUUUGAUGUCUCCUUAUCCACUCCCGGGUCCAGAGAAUGCAUGUGCUGCUGGGACAAUUAAGGAAGCCACCACCAUAACGCCCAUUCCUAGGGAGGCAGAUGGAGAGCAGGCCUGGGAGUGAAAAGUCAUGCCUUGGCCACCUACCAGCAGUAUGACCCUGGGGAAGUCACUUCACUUCUCUGGCAUGCCACAGAAAACCCCAGGAUACUGACAAACCGGCAAUCUGCAUCAGAGGGGGGAAUUUUCACUGCAAGGAGCUCCCCAGGCCAAUGCAAUCCUAGGUCUAGAACAUUUAAGACACACUCCUCCGGCAGUUUAACGUGCUCUCCCCUUGGAGGUGCUGCAGGCUUUAUUAUCCCUACGGAGGAUUUAAGAUGGGGAGAGGGUUAGAAUGUAUGGUGAUCUGGCAGACUAGAACAGGAAUACUUAAAUCUCACCAGGUCCCCUUGCUCUCCCAGCCCCACCCGCCCGGCUUGACUUCUACCUCCAGCCCUCAGACCUGCCUGUUUUUCUUGGAGAGAUUUUUAAAGGACCGGAUGGGGGUGGGAGAGGAGAGAAGGAGGCAUCUCCAGCCAAAAACUGCUUUUUCAUCCUGGAGGCACCCAACCAAAGGAUUUCAGGGGGCCUGAGUCACUGGAACACCCAGCCCACAGAGACGGCUUUCUUGGGCUCAGCACGGGAAGGUGCAGACCAUCCCCCAGCCCAGAGCCCUCCUCCCCAUCUUCUCACCCACGAAGGUCCUCAGUACCACCUUCGAAUGUGGAUACUAAAGCCAUGCAGUGUCCACAGACUGUCUGGCCAAUAUAUGCAGCUUCCCCCAUUACUUGGAAUGUUCCCUUUCCCUUCAUGCUCCGCUCACUCCCAGGAGAGAGAAGCGCGCCUCCAAGGUGGCUGGAGGCCAACAAAGAAAUAUAUUUUUUUAAGAGGUGGAUGAAGAACCUGCUUCCCUUUGGGGAGCUCAAUCACACAAAAGAGGGGAUGCCCUUAGCCCCUUGAUUCUCCCUCACCCACAUUCCUUGACUUGACUUAAUCCCUCAGAGCCCUUGUCUUCAUCCGAAGGUGGACAUCUGUACACCAAGAGACACCCCGAGCCCAGGGGCCUAGGGGUCUCUGAAUGUAUUUUGUAUGCAGUUCCUUGGACUGAUUUUUAGUCUUUCUUUAGUAAAUCAAGGUGGGAGGGGGAAUUCGGGUGCCCUCACCCUGCUUGGAUGCCAGCUCUCCAGAGGGCAGCAUGCCCAGAAGAUGGACACCCGGGAGCUACCUCUGCCCCGGGGGCUUGGCCCAGCCGCCCACCUCUGUCUGAACACUCCUCAGGUUAAUGCCAUCAUUAAAUGAGCAUUUUGUCGAUUUUUC